UCUUUCAAUAGGAUCCUUCACAAGCUCUAUAGAGCCAUGUUUUAUACCUUCUAAAUUGAAAGGGGAAAAAAAAAAGAGUUAGUAUUAUAAAAGUGGGUUUAAACCCUAAAAAGAAUGAUUAAGAACAUCAAAAACAUGGAUUACUCUCAGAACCACAAGAGAUUUGGAGAAUACAUCGAAGCCCUUCAAGAAGAACGUCGCAAGAUCCUCGUCUUCCAACGCGAGCUCCCUCUAUGCUUAGAGCUCGUCACGCAAGCGAUUGAAGCAUGUAAGAGGGAGACAUCGGAUACGAUGGAGAACAUGAACGGACAAUCGGAGUGUUCGGAGCAAUCGACCGGCGACUGCGGUGGACUUGUCCUUGAAGAGUUCAUCCCCAUCAAGCCAUCAUUUUCAUCUGCACAUGAUGAUGAUGAUGAUGAAGAAGAAGAAGAAGAUGAAGCAGAAGAGGAAGAAGACAGUGAUGAACAUGAUGACGACAAGAACCCAAAAUCCGACUGGCUCAAAUCUGUUCAACUUUGGAACCAACCCGACACCAUUCCCAUCGAGGAACGCUCUCGAGAGAAAGAGACGGUGGUUGAGGUGAAGAAUAACGGCGUAAUGUGUGAGAAAAGUAACGUCGACGUCGAGAGCAGGAAAACUCCGGCGACGGCGGACGGAGGCGGAGGUGGGCGGAAAAAUGAGGCGGUGAAAGACGCCGGCGGGAAGAGGAAACAGAGGCGGUGCUGGUCGCAAGAUCUCCACCGACGCUUCUUGAACGCCCUCCAACAGCUCGGCGGAGCUCAAGUCGCUACGCCUAAGCAGAUUAGGGAGCUGAUGAAGGUUGACGGGUUAACAAAUGACGAAGUGAAAAGCCAUUUACAGAAAUAUAGAUUGCAUACAAGGAGGCCAAGCCAAACAGCCGGCAACGGAGGAAACAACCAAACGCCUCAUUUUGUGGUGGUCGGAGGCAUAUGGGUCCCACAAGCCACGGCCAAGUCUGCCGCUGCCACGUCAGCAACCGCCGGAAUAUAUGGAGAUAUGGCAGAUCCAGCACCGCCUCAGUGGCCGAGCCAUUGGAAUAAUUUUGGACCGUUGAUUUCCCAUGAAAGAUCAAUAUGUCAUAUCGAAGGUGGGGUUCGACGUAUCCCCCCCGCCAUGUCUUCUUCUUCUCCUAAAGACAGGAAAAAAUCAUGAAUUUAUGUUUUUUUUAUAUAUAAAAAAAUAUAUGUGAUGUUUUUGGUCUGUUUCCGAUUGUGUACAUUUUUUGAAUAAUGUUGUAAUUUUGUUCCUUUAUCUCUUAACUUGUACACUUUAAUAUU
Messenger RNA from Tarenaya hassleriana, 1298 nucleotides. Its product is annotated as myb family transcription factor EFM-like. Bases 115 to 1173 code for a protein of 352 amino acids. Lineage: Eukaryota; Viridiplantae; Streptophyta; Magnoliopsida; Brassicales; Cleomaceae. The transcript is spliced from 5 exons. Gene Ontology annotation, molecular function: DNA binding; DNA-binding transcription factor activity. Gene Ontology annotation, biological process: regulation of DNA-templated transcription. The record is from RefSeq and is a predicted model, not a curated record.